Mercenaria mercenaria is the source of this 656-nucleotide messenger RNA. RefSeq lists its product as uncharacterized. Lineage: Eukaryota; Metazoa; Mollusca; Bivalvia; Venerida; Veneridae. The transcript has 5 exons. Bases 78 to 494 code for a protein of 138 amino acids. The record is from RefSeq and is a predicted model, not a curated record.
AGUGUAGUUUAGUAUCAUAUCUAUAUAUUGCUGUUAGUGAAAACUUGUUCAACAGUUUGAAAGAAGGAACUAGCAUAAUGAGAUUGUCAUUCGUUUUAGCAUUCUGCAGUUUCGCUGGAAUCAGCGGCUUUGUCUACGACGCCGACGUUCAAGGCUUGGAGUAUGAAAGUUUGCGACAAUGUAUGAAUAACUUCACGACUUCAAAUAACCAAGAAUUUACGAACUGUAUGGCGAAGACAAACAUGCCGGAGCCGAACCUUUGUAGUGUUACCUUAAAUGGCUUCCAGUGUAACCUGGAUUUCAUCAUGAAGACAUGCCCUUCAAGUGCCGACUUCUACAAGAAAUAUAACUAUUAUACUGUGAGAGCAUGUAAUUCCACAUUUCAAAUCCCGGGACACUCUUUACCAAUAGUCGCCUCUUCGGGUAACAAUACAGAAAUGUCCAGCUUUGCGUUCGGUUUCGUUGCAGUUGCCUCCCUUGUGGAAAUAUUUUGAUAUAUUUAAAUGAUGUUUCAAUAUUCAUACAGCCGCUUUUAAUGUCACUUUUGAAGAAAAAUGUUUCUCUGUAUACUACAUCAAGAUGUAUUGAUCUAAUGAUUUGAAAAGUGCUCACUUAAAUACAGAAUGACCUUAUUGUUAUAUAUAAUUUAAAUUCUA